AUGGUUGAUGUUCCAGGACCUCGGCUCCUAUCUCUGCUGCUGCUGUUGAGUGUGUCGGCUCUGCCUGCCGGCGCAUACACUCUGACCCCCGGCAGACUGCCCCAGGCCCAGCACAAAGUCCUGCAACUCGACUGGCCUAAGGACUGUGGCAUGGCACACUACAAACCCAACAUGGCUGAACGGAUCGUCUCUGGCAACGAGGCCAGACCUCACUCCUGGCCAUGGCAGGUCUCCCUACAGGUUCGUCCCAGAGGCAGUAAGCACUACAUCCACGUCUGUGGCGGAACACUCAUCCACAAGAACUGGGUCCUCACCGCUGCCCACUGCUUCCAGAAGGGUAAAGCCGAGGAUGCUGGGAGUUGGAGGAUCGUCCUGGGGAAGCAUCGGCUGAAACGUUCUGAGACGCCCGAGAGGACUAUCCCGGUGAAGAGGAUCUACCGUCACGAGCACUUCCGUUACCCCACGCACAGCGAGCUGGACUAUGACAUCGCCCUGGUCAAGGCUGCCACCGACAUCGUGCCCAACAACCACAUACGCUACGCAUGCCUGCCGCGCAAACAGAUCAACCUGAAGCCUGGACAAUACUGCUGGGUGACCGGCUGGGGAGACACUCGGGGUGGGAAGGAGAAUGUGUCUCUGGCUGAGGCUCUGAACCAGGCCCGUCUGCCCAUCAUCGACUUCAAGACCUGCCGUCAGAAGAAGUUCUGGGGAGACCGCGUCAGGGACUCCAUGAUCUGUGCCGGCUUCAGAGACACAGAAGGACCACCUGCUGCCUGCCAGGGUGACUCAGGGGGUCCUCUGCUGUGCCAGCUGGGGCGUGACAGGUGGGAGGUGCACGGUGUGGUGAGCUUCGGCCCCAUUGGCUGCACCGUGGAGAACAAGCCCAGCGUGUUCACCCGCACCGCCAACUACAUCCCCUGGAUCGAGGCUACCCGCAUCAGAGACUUCUUCCUGCACUAG
Messenger RNA from Oncorhynchus masou masou (cherry salmon), 960 nucleotides. RefSeq lists its product as uncharacterized. The transcript is spliced from 6 exons. NCBI's taxonomy places the organism in Eukaryota, Metazoa, Chordata, Actinopteri, Salmoniformes, Salmonidae. Gene Ontology annotation, biological process: proteolysis. The record is from RefSeq and is a predicted model, not a curated record. Gene Ontology annotation, molecular function: serine-type endopeptidase activity. The coding region runs from base 1 to 960 and encodes 319 amino acids.